Aspergillus oryzae RIB40 is the source of this 1557-nucleotide messenger RNA. Its product is annotated as MFS transporter. The record is from RefSeq and is a predicted model, not a curated record. Gene Ontology annotation, cellular component: membrane. Lineage: Eukaryota; Fungi; Ascomycota; Eurotiomycetes; Eurotiales; Aspergillaceae. Gene Ontology annotation, biological process: transmembrane transport. The transcript has 2 exons. Bases 1 to 1557 code for a protein of 518 amino acids. Gene Ontology annotation, molecular function: transmembrane transporter activity.
AUGGGUUUUGCUCGUGACUCCGAGGCAACAGACAUAUUCGUCAACGAGCCGGAGCUGACUCGAAGCUAUACAGCAGAUGCAGAAGGCUGCACUGCUCAGGCGCUUGAACCCGCCAUCUCCAAGCUGCCUAGCUUGGAAAACUCUUCGGGAUAUGAGGUCUACUGGGAACCUGAGGAUCCCGAAAACCCUCGUCUCUGGCCGUUAUGGUACAAAAGUGUCAGUAUUGUAACGAUGAGUCUUGGGGCAACAGUUGUCAGUCUUUUCAGCACCUUAUAUACUUCAGGAAUCCCUGGUCUGGAGGAUGAAUUUCACAUAUCCAAAAUUAUCGGUCUUCUCGGUGUCUUUACCUACCUUCUCGGUAUGGGGCUGGGAACUAUUAUCACCGCCCCACUGAGCGAAGUUGUCGGUCGACGACCGGUUUACUUAGUCUCCAUGACCAUUUUUCUCUUGUUAAUCCUUCCGAGCGCUUUGGCUCGUAAUAUAGAAGCGAUAUUAAUUAGCAGGUUCUUCGGAGGUCUCUUUGGCAGUGCGAUCAUGGGCAACUCUCCAGCCUCAGUGAACGAUAUUGUCUCUGAUCAACAUCGCGCUCUGGCUUUCAGUAUCUGGUCGAUUGGGCCUACAAAUGGUCCCGUCUAUGGUCCGAUCAUCGGUGGUUUCGUUUUCCAGUAUCUGGGCUGGAGGUGGACGAACUGGAUUGUUCUGAUCAUCGGUGGUGCAGUUCUCGCUUUGAUGUGUUUAAUUAAGGAAACAUACCCUCCGGUGAUCCUCCGAAAGCGAGCAGCGAAAAUCCGGAAAGAAACAGGAGAUCCCAAGUGGUGGACGCGCUACGAUGGUGGAGAUGAUUUGUCCAAACGACUUAAAAUCGGUCUCAGCCGGCCAUUCAUUAUGCUUGUGACCGAGCCCAUCUGCAUAUUCUGGAACAGCUAUAUCGCAAUCGCCUACGGCAUUCUUUAUCUGUGUUUCGUGGCCUACCCGAUCGCCUUUCAGACAGAACGAGGCUGGUCACCUGGAAUCGGCGGACUCUCCUUCAUCGGCAUCGGAUCCGGUGUCCUCAUCACCAUCGCAUGCGAACCCAUCUUCCGCAAGGCCAUCAAUAGCCACCGCAAGGACCCUGAAACCGGUGAGAUACCUCCAGAGGCUAUUGCCAGCGUUGUUAUUCUUGGUGCAAUCCUCCUCGCCGUUGGGCAGCUGUGGUUCGCCUGGACUUGUACACCAAAUGUGCAUUGGAUCGUGCCAAUUCUGUCCGGCGUCCCGUUUGGGUCCGGCAAUGCAUGCAUUUUCAUUUACGCCACUAGCUACAUGGCCCGCUCGUACGGUAUCUACACUGCUUCUGCGCUGGCGGGGAACAUGUUCUUCCGCAGUAUUAUGGGCGCUUGUCUGCCGCUUGCGGGGCCGUCGAUGUAUAGUGCCCUGGGGCUAAAUUGGGCCAGUACUUUGCUUGGCCUUGUGGAGACGGUGUGUAUCUCUAUUCCGGUUGUUUUCUACUUCUACGGGCGUAGGAUUCGUAAGGCAAGUCCCAUGAUUCAGGCGAUGGAGAGGAUGCAGGCUGCGACAUAA